CGUGUAUACACCUCCUCUUAGACUUCUUCAAACGGAGGGUUUCACCAAAGGAAAGUAUUGAAUUGCUUCUUCUCCAAAAGUAAGCAGUUUUUACGCAUCCCUUCCUCACUGGUCUUCUCCAAAGAAACUCUUAAAUAUUUGGCCGAUCUUUGCUUUCCCGCAGAAGGAAACUAUCGCACAAGGGAAACGCAGUCUCUUCUCCAGGAAGGAAACUCUCGAAAAUUAAGCCGUCCACUUCUCCACCAAGAUUCUGCUUAUCAAUUUCCAUGGCUGAAAUUCGAACCAUCGUAUGAAUCCCAAGAAGAUAGACUGUUGAUGCAAUUUGCUAAUUAUUUCAAGUUUCAAAACCUUUUGCUUCCCAAUUUUCAUGGAUGAAACUUUUCAAAGAAUCUUUAGUAGCAGAGAUAGCAGAUGUCAGCAUAUAUCUACCUAUGACCUCUACAAUCCUGACAAAAUAGGUUGUUUUUCUCAAGCGUCCCCUAAAUAUUGCUAGAGGCUAGCCUGGAGUUUUAUAUUUGCAAAGGUAGUCCGCUGUAUCACUAUGACUGACACCCCUUUAGAAUUCUCUGAUCUCUUCCCCCAACAUAUGCAGCCUCAAUCUCAGGUCAGAUUCUUCUCCUCUUUUUGUUCUUAAGGUCAAGUUAGCAAUAAUUGUAUCAGUUUUAUACGAAUUCUCACUUCUUAAAUCUUAUUAUAUAUGUUCUUUGUUAUUUGAGUUCUCAAAGGCUCAUUAUUCGAAUACUAAUAGGGCUAACCAUGGUUUCAUGUCUAAAUAGGGUUUUAAGGUAUAUCUGUUAUAUAUAUAAAAGGAGUGUUUUAAUCAUUUUUUUGCUUAGGUAUAUUUCACAAAUUUCUAUCUCUAUUUAAUAAAGUAUGAAACUACUCUCAAUUUUUUUCUGUGUUUUUUUAGUAUUUUAGAUUCCUAAAUUUUCAAUUCAGAAACAAGGAAGAGGACAAAUUGCAAAACAAAUAAAGUAUAUUUUAUAGCAUGAUAUAUGCUUUAUAGCAUGAAGUUAGAUCCCACUUGAUCUAUUUUAAAACAUUAAUCAUCAACUAUAACCCAAAAAGAACUGUGUAUGUUUCUCUUAUCUUAACUUGCUAUGUUUCUUCUACCAUGGAAUUUAGUAGCUUUUUGUGAUUCAUAUAAAUGAAUUAAAAAAAGUUUAGGGUAAAUGAGGUUAUAUUUCAAGUAGGCUUGCCCUGAUCUUUGUUCUUAUGUAUUCUUAGUUGGUCAUUUUGUUUCGGGGGGUAAGUGGGGAGUGGUAGUUUUUCUUUCUAAAAAUAUACCAAAGUAACACAAACUUGACACUUCAUUUAUUAUGACCUUGAUGAACAUAUCAAGAAUUAAUUUAUCAAAAGAUUGUUCACCUGACAAUUGCCAUCCCCCGAAUCCUUAGACUCUAUUAGCAGCCUCUAGGAAAAGUAGGAGCUUAAUGUCUUAUAUAUACUACUCAAUAACAGUAACGUCCUAAUAAUACCAAGUUACCAACUUUGUUAUAGUCUUGUGGGUUAAGCUGCAUUUAGUCUUACCCCUGUUAGAACAGAAUGGUUAUUUUUCAUUACAUCUUAGACGCACUCUUGCAUUUACUACCUAAAACGUAACUGUAACUAACAAACAAGGGAAAUUUAAUAUGGUGUUGCUCUCAUAUUUGACUAUUUGAGGUUAGUUACACCUUAUCCUAUUAUCUAAUACAAUAACUUACCGAUGUCAUUAAGUAAUAAUAAGAACUUGGGUGCGUGUAUGUACAAACAACAAAGUGUUCGAUGCCUCUAACUCCAGUUUUACUCAAAUUCUGACCUCAUUGCCUGCUUGAAUAUGUAAGUCAUUUCUUUCGUAUUAGUUAGGAGUAAUAUUCAUUUGUUCGCCACCCACUUGCUAAGUAUUGUGAUCUGAUUUCUGUUGCCUUUAAAAAAGAAUUUUUGUACCUUUUAUGAGUUUUGGGGGUUUUAGCAUAAAGAUAGGUAGGACGAGAAAACACUAAGUGACAAAAUGCGGCUCAAAUUUUCAUGCAUGCACAGGCUUCUUAUGAAAAGAAUGAAAUCAAAGAAAUUAUAUCAUUAAUAUAUGAAACACUUUUUACUCAUUAAUAUAAUGAUGAUGGUUUUGCUUUUAAAAUUUAGCUUUCAAUUUGGCCUUGGCUUUCCCUGUUAUUGCCAACUAAAGCCUUGAAGCUGAAGUUAUAAUAUCUUACACAAGUAUUUCAGUGAUGAUCAAAAUGGCACAUUAAUAUAAGCCUUUAGGUUGAUGUCUUGAAAUUGCUUGAACCCGUUGAAGAAGCUAGCUGUCAUGUACUAUUUUGGAAGCUUCAGGACCUUCUCCAUUUGCUCACACACACUGUCACGGAAGAAAUUAUUAUUGCUCAUCAGUCAUCAAAUGCAUUGCUUCCAUCAAAACUAGCAGUUGCUUUUUCCAUUUUUCUCUUCUCUUCCAAAACUAGCUCAAGGAUAUGAUGUACUUUUUAAUUGACUUUUUUCCGGGUAAAAAACAAGUGAUGGAAAAAAGAAAUUUCUCUUUGUUCCAUUUUAUUGAAACUUUUUUCCGGCCAUGUAUGCUUCAGAAGAAGAUGGAAAUGAAAAGGGCAAGAUUUUCUACUAUGUUCAGGUUCUUAUUAGUAUUAAUUUCUCUGUUCCAAAUUGUGUGGUGAAAUGGAUAGAUGAUGCUCAAUUGCAUUGCUGUUUAUCAAAACUUUGGAUUGAAUUGAGCUUUUUAAAUUUAAACAUCAUAGAAUGGUCGCACACAGGUAUUGGAUUAAGUCUAGAGUAAAUGACUCAUUAGAUAGUGCUACUUUUGUCAUAUUUGAAAACCUUGGAAUGUUUAUUAUUGCACAAAUCAUGUUAUGAGAUGCUAAAAUUUUAUGGUACAUGUAAAUGAUGCUCAUGAGUGUAUUUCUUUGUAAUAUUUUUUUGUUUCAACCAUGAUGUUAUUGUCUCUAUACUAUUUUGAUCCUCUUUUUCAACUUAAUUUCGUAUUCAUUGAUUUUUUAAUUAAAAUCAAUGUGGUUCAUUUUCUACUGCCAACAUAAAUUUUGACACAAUAUGUAGAACAUAUCUCGGCUUUUUAUCAUGUUUUGGGCCCAAUAAUGUGAAUACCAUCAAGGAUUAAUCCAUAAUCACUAACUAUGGUUUGUAUUGCCAUGAAAAGCAUGUCCUAGGAGGAUAUACACAACUAGAAGCAGUUAAGCAGAUGUUGAUCGACAACUCAUGUAUUUUCAAAGUUGAGGUCACGAAUGCUUGCUUAAAUGAAUUUGAGUCGUCUCUUGAUGUGAUCAACAUGUGUUUUAAUGACCGGACCUUUACAAAUUUCAUGAAUUUAAACAAUACCUUUUCCUUAGCUCAGAAUGAUGUCAUUUUUAUUUCCUCAGCAAGUGAAAAGUCUUUAAGGCAUGAGUUUUCAGCUAACAAAGCAUCCUCAGAACCCGAAGCAGAAUAAAAGUUUAAGGAAAUCAGCAAUGCUUAUGAGUAAGCUUUAUAUUUCGUAAAUCUUGAACAAUCGGGGACUCGAUUUGCCAAAGCUGGAGAAGAUUCAUUUGAAAUGGAAAGAUAGGAAAAGGUGGCGAGGUUGGAGUCGAAAUUGCUUGAAAUUUCCACAACUAUAUAUAUAAACCGAAGCGGCGGAAGAGAAAGACCACAUAUUGAAAGCUACGAAGUAGCCGAAUUUGCAAAUUGUCAACGAGUAUUAAUUUGAAACUUUUUUUUGAUUCAUUUCGCAGAUCUUUACAUACCCCCUUGCUAUUAACUAAUUAAAGACAAUCUUGAAAU
Molecule: messenger RNA, 3759 nt
Organism: Cuscuta campestris
Lineage: Eukaryota; Viridiplantae; Streptophyta; Magnoliopsida; Solanales; Convolvulaceae
Source: the annotation of a GenBank genome assembly